Molecule: messenger RNA, 2630 nt
Organism: Mercenaria mercenaria
Lineage: Eukaryota; Metazoa; Mollusca; Bivalvia; Venerida; Veneridae
Product: histidine N-acetyltransferase-like
Exons: 3
Coding region: 20-994 (324 amino acids)
Molecular function (GO): acyltransferase activity, transferring groups other than amino-acyl groups
Source: RefSeq, a predicted model, not a curated record
AGUAUAUGCACCUGUAAAUAUGUCGGAAUUCAUAGUUCGAGAGGCAACAUUUGAUGAUUUAGAUGUUAUUCUGAACCUUUCUGAUUUUAAUGAAGGACUGGAUUACUUACAUGAAUACUUCGAUUUUUUCCAGUAUUGUUCGAACGUCAGUUCGUAUGUAUGUGAGACAAGAAACCAAAUAGUUGGUUUUGUUGUCUGCCACCGUGUUGAUAAUGGAGAAACUAUUCUUACUCGUGCAUCACGUGUAAGACCGGAAUUUCAGGGGAAAGGUGUGUAUAGACAGAUGUUGAUGGAAAUCGAGGAAGUACAGAAAGAAAAAGGAACCGCCCGGCGAUAUGCUGUAGUAAAGACUAGGCCACCUGCAAUGACACAGUUUCAAACAUACACGUCUGUUGCUAGAAAGGAAGCACACGUUUUCGAGAUUGCAGAAAAACAACAUGUGGAAACAUCCAUUAGCGACAUAAAGAGAAUCGACGGAAGCUUGCAAAAAUUAGAAGGUAUUCCAGCAUUGUAUUUGUCGGAGCCAUAUUCAAACUAUUUAUUUCCCGAGGGUCGUAUUAUAGUCGAUUUAGUACCAAUGCGCCUCAUCGAAAGUAAUCUCAAGUUAGCACAAGGAGGAAACACUGUCUUUGUAUCUGAUGUUCAAAUUAGCUCCAAUGAAUACAAGAAACUGAACACUUUUGACACCCCUCAAGUUAAAGGUAUCUUAACGGCAAGCUCUGUAUAUUGCACGAGAGACUUUGCAGAAAUGGUCUUAAUAUUGGAUGUAUUUGGUAGUGACCUAAGCACCUUCAACAACCAUGUAGCAUUUCAUUUAAAGCGUCUGAGAGAGUCAACUCCGCAACAGGUGCAUUUUAAGAUCUAUACUUCCAAAGGCUGCGACUGUUCAGUAAUUGAUUACACACUUGCUCAGUUUGGAAUUAAGAAACUUACGGAGGGUCGGCGUCUAGAGGAUUGUGUUAAACUAGAGGUUUAUGAGAGAGAUCUGCCAUAACUACCUUAAGGAUGGUAUUCAGAAUGGCGAAGAAAAAGCCAAAUGUCUAGUUAUGUAGUAUUUUAAUUCCCUGUUUAUCAACAUAGUCUCAUUUUAAAUUUUACCAUAUUGACAAAAUAUUCAUAUAUGUAAUGUGAAACCUGAACACCAAAGACUUAAGUGUACUGAACCCAUAUUGAAUUGGGCAUUAUUAAAGAACAGCACAAAUAACCCGCUUAUAACUAUUCAAUUUCUGUCAAUGCUAUCUAUCAUCAUGACCUCUAUCCAUUCAAAUAGUUUCACGCCAGAGUAAAAAGAAACGUUUAACAACAACUGCUAAUGAACAGCUUGAUGGAUCUUCAUCAACAUGGUCUGUAGCAUUGUUAUUAGGUUUUCUCUCAAUUUUAUUCAAAUGGGAUCACUCGGCCGCUAGAGGUAAAAUUAUAAAUACCUUGAAAUGUUUGUACCAUCAAUGUAUGGUACUUUCAUAAAUUCAGUGGAGGUGUUUUGCACUUUUAGAGGUCGCUAGAGUUAAACUUAGAAAAUAGCUUUUAAAUUACUUCUUCUGAUUAACUGCUGGCUUGAUCUUCAUCAGACUUGCCCUGUAGCAUAUUUGUAUGAUCCUCUCGCAAGUUUGUUAAAAUGGGGGCACUUGGCUGGGGCUAAAAAUAGAAAACCUUUAAAUGACCAUAUCAUGAAGCGCUUCAUGGAACUUCAUCAAACUUGGUCUGAAGUAUCAUUGUCGUUGUGAGUUCGAUACACGACAGAGUCGCUAAAUUUGUUUUAGUAUUUUAUUCUAUAGAGAUGUGUGAAUCUAUAUAAAUGUAUUCUCAUGGUAGAUAAAGAUAAAAUGAAAUAAUAUGGAAGUUUGUUGCGUACUGCAAUAUAUCGUUUUCUUUAAAUAAGUAUACAAUAUUAUGUAGAAUACACAAUAAAUGUCAUUUAUACAUGUUUAAAUAAAAUAUAUUAUAAUUGCAUUUCAUAUUUGGCUAGAAUUAUUUGUGCUGUGAGCUCUAGCUCCACGAAUUCACUAACACACCAAUAAAAAUUAUCAAUAAAAGUUUUCCCCGCCUGUUGAACUGUACCACAUGUAAAUGAAACAAAAGGCAUUAUAUGUAAAUCACAAACCAUAAUAUAUUCCUGCAAUCAAUGUCUUUACAAACAGCAUGACCAUCAAUGUCUUUACAAACAGCAUGACUAUCAUGUCUUUACAAACAGCAUGACCAUCAAUGUCUUUACAAACAGUAUUACAAUCAAUGCCUUUACAAACAGCAUGACCAUCAAUGUCUUUACAAACAACAUUACCAUCAAUGUCUUUACAAACAGCAUUACCACCAAUGUCUUUACAAACAGCAUGCCCAUCAAGGUCUUUACAAACAACAUGACCAUCAAUGUCUUUACAAACAACAUUACCAUCAAUGUCUUUACAAACAGCAUUACCACCAAUGUCUUUACAAACAGCAUGACCAUAAUAUCAACACCUCAAAGGGCUCGACUAAACAGGCAAAAGAGAAAUAUCACAGUUAGCCCAAGUUGUCUAUUUUUGAGGUAUUGAAGUAUAUUGAAGCAUCAAACUGUAAAAGGUCUGAACACAAUAUGGUGUAAAGAAUUUUACCAACUGACAGGCUGGUUAACCUGAUAAUAUGAUAACAUUAUU